Messenger RNA from Protomyces lactucae-debilis, 3671 nucleotides. RefSeq names its product C2 domain protein. The coding region runs from base 60 to 3671 and encodes 1203 amino acids. Gene Ontology annotation, molecular function: lipid binding. The record is from RefSeq and is a predicted model, not a curated record. The transcript is spliced from 2 exons. Lineage: Eukaryota; Fungi; Ascomycota; Taphrinomycetes; Taphrinales; Protomycetaceae.
CACAGACCAGCAAGGACGACCAGGGGGAGUAGCAGUAGCAGUAGGAGACAGACAGAGGCAUGGCUCCAUACAGUGCCCGCAACAAAGUGCCCAAUAUCCAGACACUGGGCAAGGAACUCGCUGAACGGCUCAAUCUACAAAAGCAAGAUGCCUCGAGAGCAGCAGCAGGCAAGGACCAGGAUAAAGUGCAGAAGGCAAAAGACGCCUCUCGCAGAAGGGUAGUCGAUCCAACCACCAAGAAUGAAGUGGUGAUUCAGGAUGUCGAUGGCGACUUUGAAGCAAGUAUCAGGCGACCGCUCAUCACUGUGCCCAAGGCCAAUGUAGACCCAAAGCAGCCGCCGUUGCCGAACAUCCUGCCUGGUGUACCGACGCCGCAUCUGCCAGAGGGCCAUGGUGAGGCGUACAGAGAAACACUCGAUGACUUGGCACCACCGGAAGCCAAUCCAGACAAGACGGAUGAUUAUCUGCAUCACUCAAAGAACAUCCAAGUCAUCUACCACCCACUUCCUGUUGCAGACCUCAAGGCAUCCUUCUACGCCCUCGAAUCAGCCAUCAAUCAAGCGUCUGUUGCUAUUGUCGUUGGUAUUGUUGUUUUGAAUUGGCUCUUUGUGAGCAGAGGCUUCAAAGGUCUCUUCGCGUCCAUCUUUGCCGGUGUCAUCAUUGCAUGCGGCGUACAUCUAUGGCUUCGCAAAAUACAGGAAGACGCCAAUGCCCUCAACUGGGAAUCUGAACGUCAACGCGCCGAAGCAGCCACAGAAUCACUUGUGCCUGAAUCCGUUGAAUGGAUGAAUAGCCUUGUUGGUAUCAUCUGGAAACUCAUCAACCCAGAAAUGUUCGCAGCCAUGGCAGAUACGCUUGAAGAUGUCAUGCAAGCAUCUGUUCCGCCGUCUAUCGUUCAGAAUGUCCGCGUAAGUUCUAUCGGACAGGGCGUGGUGCCAUUCAAGAUUCUCUCAUUGCGCGCACUGCCCAGUGCUGAUGAGGAUGAUGGUCAUGGCAAGUCCAAAGCCAAUGGCACAGAACUCUCACCUGAGGAAAAAGCCAAGAAGAAGGAGGAGCGUGAAUUGGAGGGCGAAGACGAUGACAGUAAUCGCUACUACAACCUUGAAGCUUCUUUUGCUUACAAAGCUGCGCCUGCAAAGGGAGUCAUUGGUAAAGCUAUGAAUAUGCAUCUCGAGCUCGUCUUCUACUUGGGUAUCAAGGGACUCUUUGAUGUGCCAUUGCCCGUCUUUGUGGAACUCAAUGGCAUCAUUGGUACAGUACGUCUUCGCUUUCAGUUGACACCCAACCCGCCAUUCCUCAAGAAUUUGACCUUCACAUUCAUGGGAUUACCCAAAAUUGAUGCAUCUGCGGUUCCCAUGACGAGUAAAGGAAUCAAUGUUCUCGAUUUACCCCUCAUCUCUGGUUUUGUCAACUCUUCCAUUGCAGCUGCUCUUGAUGAAUACGUGGCACCCAAAUCACUCAUCAUGGACAUGUCCAAAAUCCUACAAGGCGAUGCCGUCAAGAAGGAAACCGACGCCAUUGGUGUCCUCUACAUUCGCAUCAAAAACGCAGAAGGUAUCUCUGCUCAAGACCGAAGCGGCAAGAGUGAUCCAUUCAUUACUCUGGCCUACAGCCAAUACGGUUCACCACAGUACUGUACACGCAUCAUUGAGCAGGAAUUGAAUCCUUCGUGGAAUGAACAGACGUGUCUGCUAGUCUACCAAGAACAGUUGACUGCUGGCGAGAAGCUUUCUGUUGAAUUGUGGGACUCUGACAAGAUUACCUCUGAUGAUGUCGUUGGUAAAGUGAGCUUUGAUUUGCGUCAACUCAUCAAGGAGGAUAGUGGUAAAAUCAUGUCACGCUCAGACGAGCUGAAGGAUGAAAAGGGUGAAGUCUUGCCGGGCAAACUCAACUGGGAUAUCGGCUACUUCUGCAAGUCCGAUUGGAAGAACUCCAUGAAGUCAGAUGGCAAGGAUACAGCACUCGCAAAAGAGUUGCGCGAUCACCCAGAUUUGCAAGAUGAUAAAGGUGUUGUGGUGACGGAAGAUGAAAAGGCCAUUACAACAACACCCCCAGACCCAACACUACCAACAGGCAUCUGCUCAGUUUUGAUUCAUCAAAUUGAUAAUCUCGAGGUACACCGUCCAUCAGGCUCAUUUGGGUCCUAUGAACCUUGGACACCUGCUCAAAUCACGGGCGAGAAUACCGAUGAAGAAGGUGAUCGUCUUCCCUCCAGCUACUGCACUGUCCUCUGCAACGAUCAACUCGUCUUUCGCACACGCACAAAAGUCUCUUCGUCAGCCCCUAUUUUCAAUGCUCAAACUGAACGAUUCAUUCGAGAUUGGCGAAAUGCCGUCAUUACUGUGUCUGCUAGGAAUGCUCAGAAUCGCGAACACGAUGCACUGCUUGGGUCUGUUACGUUGAAGCUUAGUGAGAUUCUUCGAAACAGCUCACAGUCAACAGGGAUUUACAGUCUGGAUGGUGGUAUGGGAUAUGGUCGAAUUACCAUCUCUCUCCUCUUCCGAUCAGUGGAUCUUAGACUUCCACCAAACUUGUUGGGUUGGGAUAUUGGAUCGUUGGAGGUUCUUGGCGAUGCUGUCAAUGUCUCGGAUGAUGGUGCUGGGUAUUUGAGCAAGACGCGUAUUGCAGUGCAUUCGGAUGUUGCCAAACGUAUCAUUCACCGGCACUGGAUCAAUCCAAAUAGUCCACACAACGGUACUACCUGGGACUUGAAGCGUAUCAAGCAGCAUGAUCAAGGCGGUGAUGGGUUGGAUCUACAGAAACGUCGCGUCAUGGUACCAGUUCGAGAACGCUACAAGUCACCUAUGCGUGUCGAGUUCUUCUCCGAGGGUCAUCGCAAACCGAUUGCGUAUGCCAUCUACUGGCUCACAGACCUUGUGGACAAUCAAGAAACAGUGCUUGAGAUUCCAAUCCACAAGACACCCAUGCCAAAGCAAAUGACGCAGAAUUAUAUCGCCAACAUUGAAGCAGAUAAGAAUGUCGCUACGGAACGCUGUGGUACGCUCCGCAUGACUGUUCGAUUCAAGAUGGGUUUGGAUGAGUCGCAUGGUGAGUAUAUGCGUGGUAAUGAUGAUCGCGAAACAAUGGAGACGUGGGAGUCUGUCAUUGCAGAGGGUACACGCACACGCAUCGUCAAGCGAGAAUUACCGGAUGUUGUGAAACAAAUGGUCAAGGAUGGGAAGGUCAAGGAUAAUGCCGAUGCUGAGGAUGACACGGAUGCUGCUUCUUUGGCGGAUGCAGAGCAAGAUGAGGAGGAAGAUGAGGACGUUGAUAUCGUUCGUGUGCCUCGCAACAAGCCUGGUUAUGAAAAGGAGAUUGACGACUACCAUGCAACAGACUCAGGUGCGCAGUGGGAACAGAUGUUUGGCGGUGAGUUGUCCAAGUACACAUCGACCCCCUCACAAUCGAUCCAUGAAGAUGACGAAGACUUGAGACUUCAGGAAGAUGUCACAGAUUCGGAAAUCGACGAUGAAGACCUCAAGAAGCGUCGACAACGUCAAGACAAGCGCGCACAAAAACAUGAGUUGCAGCGCAAGCACCGUGGACUGCAGGGGAUCAAGGCAGUUCGCAACUUGAAAUUCUUGAAGGAUGAGACAAAGGUGCUUGGUUACAAGAUCAAAAACCGCUUCAGCAUGAAAGGUCGUGAGCCAGGCGUCGAGACGGAGCUGUAG